Messenger RNA from Neurospora hispaniola, 345 nucleotides. RefSeq lists its product as uncharacterized. The record is from RefSeq and is a predicted model, not a curated record. The transcript has 2 exons. Lineage: Eukaryota; Fungi; Ascomycota; Sordariomycetes; Sordariales; Sordariaceae. Bases 44 to 199 code for a protein of 51 amino acids.
CUCACCUUUUACUUUUGUAUUUCAUCUUACGAUCUAGUACAGUAUGCACACCAUCCAACCCCAGGCAACUGUAUUACGCGUCCCGGGCGGUGGGGGGUGCAUCAGCCCGCCCAAUCCGGAAGGACCCCGGUACAAGCGGUUCAUCCGGGCUGGUAUCGUACUAUCAUACUAUAGAGAUCAUGUCGUCCAAAUGUGUUAAGCGACGUCGGGCUCCUGGGGCUCUCUUGCGAGGACAGCGUUCCAAGCCCGUUCGGCGCGAGAAGCCCAGCCACUAGCCUGUGCCAUCCCUGCCCGGGCUCCUCCAAUGGCGGGAUCGCUGUCUCUGUCACUUGCCCUGUUCCUUAG